This is a messenger RNA of Culex quinquefasciatus (southern house mosquito), 8561 nucleotides long. It is a transcript of the gene l(3)80Fj, whose product is annotated as eIF-2-alpha kinase activator GCN1. Lineage: Eukaryota; Metazoa; Arthropoda; Insecta; Diptera; Culicidae. Gene Ontology annotation, molecular function: protein kinase regulator activity; protein binding. The record is from RefSeq and is a predicted model, not a curated record. The transcript has 5 exons. The coding region runs from base 145 to 8124 and encodes 2659 amino acids. Gene Ontology annotation, biological process: cellular response to amino acid starvation; regulation of translation. Gene Ontology annotation, cellular component: cytosol.
GAAACGUCAAACUCGCAUCAGUCAGUCGUUUGCCGAGUUGUCAAGUUUUUGCAUCGCGCCGUGUUCUCUUCCUUCUUGUGCAAAAUCCCCGUGCGACUGCAGAUCGAAUAUCGCGGAGUAAAAAAUCUUGUCGCCGCCGGAAAAAUGGCAGAUGCUGAGCUUGCAAAGGCCCUCAAGGACCUGCCGAACCGGGUGCUGAACGUCCCCGUCGAGGAACGGCCGGAACUGUUUCGCAAUGUGACCGCCGUGCUGCCGAACCCGGGCAUCAACGCCACCAUCGUGCGCGGCAUCUGCAAGGUGAUCGGCACGACGCUGACCAAGUACAAGGAUCCCGCCUCGCAGGCCCUCGUUCGGGAUCUGAUCGUUGCGCUGCUGCAGAACCACGCGGACCUGGCGUACGAGCACUUUAACAACGUGCUCAAAGCGCUGGUCACCAAGGACCUGGUCGCCGCCCCGCCGCUAAAGGGCGCCCAGGCUGCGGUGUUGGCACUGGGAUGGGCGAAUCUGGUGGCGCUCCACGGUGAUCGCGAGACGGCCGUCGGGAAGAAGGAGUUCCCCAAGCUGAUCGAGAACCAGGCGGCGCUGUACCAGCUCUCGUUGACCUCGGGGAUCCAGAAGAUCUCCGACAAGGCGUACAGCUUCGUGAGGGAGUUCUUCGCCAAGAAGGAAGACCUGGAGAAGGUUUACUUCGAGAAGUUGAUCGCGGCGGAACCUUCGAGCGCGGUCAUUCUGUUUCUGUCGGCGAUUUUGACCUACUGCAAGACCGAGUUCGACAAUCUGACCCUGCUGGAGCAGAACAAGGCCAAGCUGUUGGACCACGUCGUGAAGGGACUGAUCACGGUCAAGACGAAGCCGCACGCCAGCGACAUCCGCGGCAGUGCGAUCGUCCUGGCCGCCAUCACGAAGGACGACUUCAAGGCGACGGUCCUGCCGGCGUUGCAGCGGUCGAUGCUGCGUUCGCCGGAAGUGAUUCUGCGGGCGGUCGGGGCGAUCGUGAGUGAGAUUCCGGUGGACAUUAGUGACUUUGCGUACGACCUGGGCAAGACGCUGGUCGCGAAUCUUGCCUCGAAGGACGAAACGACGCGCCAGGAGGCGGUCGAGUCGCUCAAGCAGAUCGCCAUGAAGUGUGCGGGGGUGAAGGCGAUCGAGGCGCUGCUCAAGGAGGUGUUUGCGGUGUUCAACGGUUCGGGCGGGAAGAUUACGGUGGUGGAGCUGAGGAUAAAUUUGCUGCAGGGCGCCGGCAACCUCAGCAACAACCGCAUCUCCUCCGAGGACAUCCAGUCGCUGAUGCCGUUGGUGACAGAUCUGUUCACCAAGGCGCUGGAAACCGAACAGCAGGAAAAGGUGCUCUGCCACGCGCUGGAAAUGUUCGGCUUCUGGUCGGUCAACUUCCGGGGGGAAAUUCCCGCCAAGAUCGUGCAAACCUUCAAGAAGGGGCUGGAAGCGAAGGCACAGGUGCUGAGGACGAGCUAUCUGCAGUGGUUCCUGGCGUGUUUGGAGAACGGGAAGUUGCCAAGUGGGACGGACUAUACGGCGGCCCUCGGGAAGAUUGUGGAGAAAGCGGCGCAGAAUCCGACCCAGACGCCGGCCGUUUCCGAGGGGCUCGGGGCGGCUUGUAUCAUUCUGCUGACGAACGCCGUCGUUAGCGAUGCGUUGAAGGACUUUUGGAACGUGGUGUUGGACAUGAACAAGAAGGUGUUUCUGGGGGACAAGUUUUUGGCGAAUACGGCGGGGGAAACGCUCUGUUACGUUAUGUUGAUGUGCGAGAAGCUGCUGUUGAACCACUUGGACAACGUCAAGGGCGAAGUGGAAGCUUUGUACAAGGCUGUCGUCUACUGUGUGAACUCCCACCACAAGAAGGUGCGCAAGUACUGCUUGCCGCGUUUGGAGCGGAUCGUCAACAGCUCGAACGGCAUCACGCUGGCCAAGAGUCUGUUCCAAGAACUAACCAACUUUGUCGAAACCACGAAGAUCCUCAACGAGGGUGAACAGGAAGAAGGCGUCGUCCCGGCGCAAGCCAUCGUCGAAACCAUCGUGGCCGCGACCACGAUCGCCAACAUCGGCAGUGCCGACGCACAAACGAUCGCCCUGAACGCCCUGCUCCCCGCUCACCACCCCGCCACCGUCUCCGUUCAAUCCGACCUGUGGGAAUCGAUCCUGCGACGGUUCGAGCUGGACGGCAAGUACUUUAUCUCGAUGAACGCCGCCCACAUCAAGGAGGUGUUCUUCAACAAGUACAAGGCGACGCCGAUGUACGAAAAUACGCUCGCGACGCUGUCGGCCAUCAGUCCGGAGGUUAUCCUGCCCGUGCUGGUGAAGAACGUGACGGAUCACUUGAACAACGCGAGGAUGGGCAACGUCACGGACGAGGAGUACUUUACGUACUUGACGCCGGACGGGGAGUUGUACGACAAGAGUGUCAUUCCGAACUCGGACGAGCAAACGAAUACGGCGCAUCUGAAGAGGGAGAACAAGGCGUACAGCUACAAGGAACAGGUCGAGGAGCUCGCGCUGCGCCGCGAGAUCGAGGAGAAGCGCCGCAAGGAGGGCAAAUCGAAACCGCCCCAGCUGACCCCGAAGCAGAAGGAAGCGAUUGAGAAGCAGACGGAAAAGGAACGCGCCAUCAAGGCACGCCUGCGUGAACUGGCGGACAUCAUUACGACGCUGAUUUCGCAGAUCGAGGGCGCCAUCAAGGGAACCCCGCGGCAGCUGUCGCUGUUCUUCCCGACGCUGCUGCCGGCGAUUCUGCGCGUGUUUUCGUCGCCGUUGGCUGCGCCGAGUAUGGUGAAGUUGUACCUGCGGCUGAUGGACACGUGCUUCGGGGUUGAGAGUGGACUGGGCGAGAUUGGUCGGGAUGUGGCGAUCGCGACGAUUCGGUUGAGCAAGCCGCAUUGUGACUUGGAGGAGAGUUGGUGUACGGCGAACUUGGUGGAGUUGAUUAGUGACAUUUUGGUGUCGGUUUACGACGAGACGAUUGACAAGUACAACGUGCACAUUGAGGAGGACGGAUCGAAGAACUAUCUGUUGAAUGCGCCGGCGUUCAGCUAUACGUUCGAGUUUUUGAAGCGGGCGUUGGUGCUGAACGAGGCUGAGAAGGACGAGAGUAUGCUGAUCAACGGGAUUCAGAUCAUUGCGUACCACGCGCAGCUCAAGGGAGACACCGUUGACGGGCAGGACUUUGAAGAUCUGUACCAUCCGAGGUACAUGCCGCGGCUGGAGAUGAUCAAGCUGUUGCUGAGGUUGAUUCAGAACCAUCGAGGUCGUGUGCAGACGCAAGCGGUGGCCGCGUUGUUGGACGUGGCGGAGAGUAGUUCCGGAAGUGAGUACACGGCCAAGGCCGAGCAUCGGGAGAUUGAGGUUCUGCUGGUGGCGCUGCAGGAUGAGCUGGGUGCCGUCCGAGACGUGGCGCUGCGUGCAUUGGCCAUCAUGAUCAAGGUCCUGCCGUCGAUCGCGGACGACUACGAGCUGGGACUGCGACUGACCCGCCGCUUGUGGGUCGCCAAACACGACGUCUGCGAGGAGACAAAACUCCUAGCGGAGCACGUCUGGACGCAGGGCGAGUUCGAAGUACCGAUCGUGAUGGCGGACGAGCUGAUGAAGGACAUCAUCCAUCCGGAACCGUGCAUCCAAAAGGCGGCCUCGUUCGCCCUCGUGUCGAUUCUCGCCGAAGAUUCCUCCAUCAUCGACAGCAUCGUCGAGCAGCUGCUCGAAAUCUACCAGGAAAAGCUAACCAUGAUCCCGGCCAAACUCGAUCAAUUCGAUCGCGAAAUCGAACCCGCCAUCGAUCCGUGGGGCCCCCGCCGUGGAGUUGCAGUCGCCCUGAGUCAGUGUGCCUCCUUCCUAACCGCCGACCUGGUCAACACCCUCACCCAGUUCAUGGUCGCCACCGGGCUCCGCGAUCGCGAAGAAAUCGUCCACAAAGAAAUGCUCGCCGCAUCCCUGGCCAUCGUAGAACACCACGGCAAGGAGAGCGUCUCGUACCUCCUUCCAACCUUCGAAGAGUUCCUCGACAAAGCCCCGAACAACAGCGACUACGACAACAUCCGCCAAGCCGUGGUCAUCCUGAUGGGUUCCCUCGCUCGCCAUCUCGACCGUGAUGACGCCCGCAUCCAACCCAUCGUCAACCGCCUCCUAACCGCCCUCUCAACCCCAUCCCAGCAAGUCCAGGAAUCGGUCGCCAACUGCAUCCCCCACCUGAUCCCCUCCGUCAAAGAGCAAGCCCCCCAAAUGGUCAACAAACUCAUGCAACAGCUCAUCAAGUCCGAAAAGUACGGCGUUCGCCGCGGUGCCGCCUACGGAAUCGCCGGCAUCGUCAAAGGCCUCGGCAUCCUCUCGCUCAAACAGCUCGACAUCAUGACCAAACUCACCAAGCACAUCCAGGACAAGAAGAACUUCAAGUGCCGCGAGGGCGCCCUCUUCGCCUUCGAAAUGCUCUGCUCAACCCUCGGACGGCUCUUCGAACCGUACAUCGUGCACGUCCUGCCCCAUCUGCUCCAGUGCUUCGGCGAUUCGUCCUCGUACGUCCGGGAGGCCGCCGACGAGUGUGCCAAAACCGUAAUGGCCAAACUGUCAGCGCACGGAGUGAAACUGGUGCUGCCGUCGCUGUUGAACGCCCUCGAUGAGGAUUCGUGGCGGACGAAGACGGCUUCGGUGGAGCUGCUCGGAGCGAUGGCGUUCUGUGCGCCGAAGCAGCUUUCGUCCUGUCUGCCCAGCAUCGUGCCCAAGCUGAUGGAAGUGCUGGGAGAUUCGCACAUUAAGGUCCAGGAAGCGGGCGCCGACGCCCUCAAGGUCAUCGGCAGCGUCAUCAAGAACCCGGAGAUCCAAGCCAUCGUCCCGGUGCUGCUGAAAGCCCUCGAGAACCCCUCCAACAAGACGUCCCACUGCCUGCAGAGCCUGCUCGAGACCAAGUUCGUCCACUUUAUCGACGCUCCGUCGCUGGCGCUGAUCAUGCCCGUCGUGCAGCGUGCCUUCAUGGACCGCUCGACGGAGACGCGCAAGAUGGCGGCACAGAUCAUCGGCAACAUGUACUCGCUGACGGACCAGAAGGACCUGACGCCCUAUUUGCCGAACAUUAUUCCGGGGUUGAAGACGUCGCUGCUGGAUCCGGUGCCGGAGGUGCGUGCCGUUUCGUCGCGUGCGCUGGGGGCAAUGGUCAAGGGGAUGGGCGAGUCUUCGUUCGAGGAUCUGCUGCCGUGGUUGAUGCAGACGCUCACGUCGGAGAGUAGCAGCGUUGAUCGGUCGGGCGCGGCGCAGGGAUUGUCGGAGGUUGUUGGGGGCUUGGGCGUGGAGAAGUUGCACAAGCUGAUGCCGGAGAUUAUCGCGACGGCGGAGAGGACGGAUAUUGCGCCGCACGUGAAGGACGGUUACAUUAUGAUGUUCAUUUAUAUGCCGAGUGCGUUUCCGAAUGACUUUACGCCUUACAUUGGCCAGAUCAUUAAUCCGAUUUUGAAGGCGUUGGCGGAUGAGAACGAGUACGUGAGAGAUACGGCGUUGAAGGCUGGUCAGCGGAUUGUGAACUUGUAUGCCGAGUCGGCGAUUGCGCUGUUGUUGCCGGAGUUGGAGAAGGGAUUGUUUGAUGAUAACUGGAGAAUUCGGUACAGUUCGGUGCAGCUGUUGGGAGAUUUGCUGUACAAGAUUUCUGGAGUUUCGGGCAAGAUGACCACGCAGACUGCUUCGGAGGACGACAACUUUGGUACGGAGCAGAGUCACAAGGCGAUUAUUAGGAGUUUGGGAGCGGAGCGGCGUAAUCGGGUGCUCGCAGGACUGUACAUGGGUCGUAGCGACGUUUCGUUGAUGGUCCGACAGGCGGCGUUGCACGUGUGGAAGGUCGUGGUGACGAAUACGCCGCGUACGUUGCGAGAGAUUCUGCCGACGUUGUUCAGCUUGUUGCUGGGAUGUUUGGCGAGUACGAGCUACGAUAAGCGACAGGUUGCGGCGCGAACGCUCGGAGAUUUGGUGCGAAAGCUCGGCGAACGAGUCCUGCCGGAGAUCAUUCCCAUUCUGGAGCGUGGCUUGAACUCGGACCAGGCCGAUCAACGGCAGGGAGUUUGUAUUGGACUGUCGGAGAUCAUGGCUUCGACGUCCCGCGACAUGGUGCUGACCUUCGUGAAUAGUUUGGUGCCCACGGUCCGGAAGGCUCUGGCCGAUCCUCUUCCGGAGGUUCGUCAAGCUGCCGCGAAGACGUUCGAUUCGCUGCACACUACUGUCGGAUCGCGUGCCCUGGACGACAUCCUUCCGUCAAUGUUGGAAAGCCUCUCCGAUCCGGAUCCGGACGUGGCCGAAUGGACGCUGGACGGUCUCCGCCAAGUUAUGGCCAUCAAAUCUCGCGUCGUCCUUCCGUAUCUUAUCCCACAACUCACCGCGAACCCGGUCAACACGAAGGCCCUCUCGAUCCUGGCGUCCGUCGCCGGAGAAGCCCUCACCAAGUACCUUCCCAAGAUUUUGCCGGCCCUGAUGACCGCCCUGGCCACUGCCCAAGGAACCCCCGAAGAAGCCCAAGAGUUGGAAUACUGCCAGGCCGUCAUCCUAUCAGUCAGCGACGAAGUCGGCGUCCGCACCAUCAUGGACACCGUCAUGGAGUCGACGAAAUCAACCAACCCGGAAACCCGUAAGGCCGCCGCAACCCUUCUCUGCGCUUUCUGCACCCACUCCCCAGGCGACUACUCGCAGUACGUGCCACAACUUCUCCGUGGUCUGCUCCGUCUGCUGGCAGACUCCGAUCGUGACGUUCUGCAGCGCUCCUGGGAUGCUCUCAACGCCGUCAUAAAGACCCUGGACUCGGCUCAGCAAAUCGCCCACGUCACUGACGUCCGCCAAGCGGUCAAAUUCGCCAGUAGCGACCUCAAGGGCGCCGAACUGCCCGGAUUCUGCCUACCCAAGGGCAUCACCCCGCUACUGCCAGUGUUCCGUGAAGCAAUCCUGAACGGUCUGCCCGAAGAGAAGGAAAACGCCGCCCAGGGCUUGGGCGAAGUCAUUCAGCUGACGUCCCCAGCUUCGCUGCAACCCUCGGUCGUGCACAUCACCGGUCCCCUCAUCCGUAUCCUCGGCGAUCGGUUCAACGCCGGAGUCAAGGCCGCAGUUCUGGAAACGCUCGCCAUCCUGCUGCACAAGGUCGGAAUCAUGCUGAAGCAGUUCUUGCCCCAGCUGCAGACGACAUUCCUGAAGGCGCUGCACGACCCCAACAGGAUCGUCCGCAUCAAGGCCGGCCACGCCCUUGCCGAACUGAUUGUGAUCCACACCCGUCCGGACCCGCUGUUUGUGGAGAUGCACAACGGUAUCAAAAACGUGGACGACUCUACCGUGCGGGAAACCAUGCUUCAAGCGUUGCGUGGCAUCAUCACACCAGCCGGGGACAAAAUGACCGACCCGUUGAAGAAGCAGAUCUACGCGACGCUUUCCGGGAUGCUGGGCCACUCGGAGGACAUUACACGAACAGCUGCCGCUGGUUGCUUUGGUGCCCUCUGCCGAUGGCUCAACCCAGAUCAGCUCGACGAUGCCCUGAACACGCACCUGCUCAACGAAGACUACGGCGAAGACGCGGCCCUCCGACAUGGACGUACGGCGGCACUCUUCGUCGCACUCAAAGAAUUCCCCGCGGCCAUCUUCAUCGACAAGUACGAAACUAAAGUGUGCAAAACCAUCGUCUCAUCGCUCGCAUCCGACAAGAUCCCCGUAGCCCUGAACGGCGUACGAUCAGCCGGCUACCUGCUCCAGCAUGGCAUGAGCACCGAAGGCGCCAAACUCCCCCAACCCAUCAUCGGCCCGUUCGUCAAGUCCAUGAACCACGUCAGCAACGAAGUCAAACAACUGCUCGCCAAGACCUGCAUCUACCUGGCGAAAACCGUCCCCGCCGAUACCACAGCCCCGGAAUAUCUUCGCCUCGUCAUCCCCAUGCUCGUCAACGGCACCAAGGAAAAGAACGGCUAUGUCAAGUCCAACUCCGAGAUCGCCCUCGUCUACGUGCUGCGGUUACGCGAAGGCGACGAAAUGCACCAAAAGUGCAUCGCCCUGCUCGAGCCCGGUGCCCGUGACUCCCUCGCCGAAGUCGUCAGCAAGGUCCUGCGCAAGGUCGUCCUGCAGCCCGUCGGCAAAGAAGAAGAGCUAGACGAUACGAUUCUCACGUGAUUGGUGCGGCCUCCGCCGGCGAAACGUAGAAGGAAACAACCAGAACAGCAACAGUAUAACCGACGACAAACUCUGUGGAUCGGCACGCUCACGGUCAGGCUUGGCGGCCUGCUAGCCGUUUUCAAGUGGCACAACAACCACCAACACCACAACCCCCCUUGGAAUGCAAAUAAAGAUCGAUAUUGUAACAACCAGCCGCUGAUUUCGGCGAACGCAAAAAGAAAAUCUUGAUUAGUCCUAGUAGUCGUCGUCACCGUCGUCAAUCAUCCCAAACGUAUCGUGGCAGAAACUGUCAACAGUCCCAAAUGCAAUGUAAGACUUAACUUUUUACAGGUGGUAUUCGUGUUUAUUUCGGUGAAUAAAGUAUUCUCUCUAGUCUCUGUAGUCGUAGUCGUCGCUGUGAUCCAAUGUGUGAACGAUAAAAAAAAACAAACGAA